This is a messenger RNA of Epinephelus fuscoguttatus (brown-marbled grouper), 1632 nucleotides long. RefSeq names its product zinc finger protein 583-like. Gene Ontology annotation, biological process: regulation of DNA-templated transcription. Lineage: Eukaryota; Metazoa; Chordata; Actinopteri; Perciformes; Serranidae. The transcript has 2 exons. The coding region runs from base 105 to 1163 and encodes 352 amino acids. The record is from RefSeq and is a predicted model, not a curated record. Gene Ontology annotation, molecular function: RNA polymerase II cis-regulatory region sequence-specific DNA binding; DNA-binding transcription factor activity, RNA polymerase II-specific.
ACAAAACAAGCGCUAGCAGCGUUAGCUCAAUAGAUGUAUGGAUGUAGCUGGGGGGUGAUGGUGUAGUUUUCGAUAAGAAAUAUUUCAAUUAUAAUUAGACAACAAUGUGUUCAGUCGAGUCUUUGAGAGAGUUUGUCAACGAGCGACUAACUGCUGCUGCUGAAGAAAUAUUGGGAGCUUUUCAAAGAAGCAUCGUCGAGUACGAGGAAGAGAUCGAUCGUCAGCGCAGACUGUUGGAUAUGGUUUUGAAGCCUGAAAUCAAGUUACACAGGACAGAGCUCCCACAGCAACAUGUGUGUAAGGAGGAGGAGGUUGUCCCUGAGCAGCAGCUGUGUAUUGAGGAGAGGAAGUCCAGUGUGGAGCAAGAGGAGCCAGAGGCUCCAGAGAUUAAAGAGGAAGAGGAGGAAGUGUGCAGCAGUCAGGAGGGAGAGCAGCUUGUAGUGAAGCAGGAGACUGAUGGCUUUAUGUUGACUCCUGCUGAUGAGGAAAGUGAACAGAGUGAAGACCAGAAAAGACAGAAACCAAAAAACAGAUAUCAUGAAAGCUGUAGUUACAGUAACAAUGUAUAUAACUCCACCAUGUCAAAUACUCACUGUGAUACUCACUCAAGUAAAAAGUAUUUAGAAGGUGGGGGAGCUUAUAAGCAUACGUCAAAAUUGAACCCACACUUAAGAGUCCACAGAGGCGAGAAGUCAUUUACAUGUAGAACAUGUGGAACAGCUUUCAGACGUUACAGUGACUUGAAAGUCCACAUGAGAAUCCACACAGGAGAGAGGCCGUAUACUUGUAAAACAUGUGGGAAGGCUUUCAAACAUAGCAGCGUCUUGAACGUCCACAUGAGAACCCACACAGGUGAGAAACCGUAUCUUUGCAAGACCUGCGGCAAAAGAUAUUGUGCGUUGUCCUCGUUGACAAGACAUGUGAGAAUCCACACGGGGGAGAAACCGUACCUUUGCAAGACCUGUGGGAAAAGAUUCAGCGACACAUCAGUAUUGAAAAGGCAUUGUAGAAUCCACACAGGUGAGAAGCCGUAUACUUGCACAACAUGUGGAAAAGCUUUCGGACUUAAAGGUAACCUGAAAGCCCACAUGAGAAUCCACACAGGUGAGAAGCUGUACGUUUUCAAGACCUGUGGGAAAGACUCUAUAACAUCUCCUCACUGACAAGGCAUUUAAGAAUCCAAACAGAUGAGAAGCCAUGAAACUUUAAAACAUGGGAAAGCUUUCUACCAGAACAGUGUCUUGAAAGCCCACAUCAUAACUCACAGCGGUGAGAAGCUGUGACUUUCAGGAAAUAGUGUUGUCAGUGAAUCAAUGAUUAAUACAGUGACCAGUGUCCUGGGAAAGUGAGCAACGAACUGUUUUUGUUUUUUAUCUUGUGUGUUUUAAAAAUAAAGGUUUGCAUGUUGAUGAUUAAAGAAGAGGCUGAGGCUGAGAUGCAGCUGCUGGACAGAGCCACGAUCUGUUUGGAGACCAAAAACCAAGGCGCAUAUUUAGAUAAAAAAAAAAUGUCAGUAAGCAUCACAUAAUGUGUGUGUUUUAAUCUGGUGUUUUGUUUUUGGUUAAUUUACAGCAUAAAAACAAUAUCCAAAUAAAGUAAAAAUGAAUUAAUACAGGUGUUCACAGAUUAGCC